GAUCGCGUCUGAAGACGUCGCGCAUCAAGAGUAGAGGAUAGUAUAUACCAUUCUGAGCUGAAUCGCUUGUUUAUAAUACUUUCGCGACCUUUUAUCCAUACUAUCCUUGUGCUCUACCAUUGGCACCUACAAACUACGACCCUGAACUUGGCCAGCCAACAGCACAACCUUUUCCAUAUACACAUACUAUUUUCAACAUGGGCUGGUGGCCCUUCUCAGGCGCAGGCGCAGACGCCGCAGCAAAACAGCAGCACCAACAGCCAGCCACUAUUUCAAGUUCAACAUCGCCCGUACAAAAACCAAACGAUGCACCCACACCGACAAUAUCACACAUACAUUCUGCCCCCCACGAUCCCGACUUCUACGCCGCCCACCCACACCUCGCCCCACCCUCUUUUUCUUCCAAUACUGUCUCGUCCUCGACAACCAACAGCACAGACAAUGCCACACAACAAUUCGAGGAGCUCGACCCUACACUACCCCGUACCAUGUCCUGCCGUGCCGCCUUUGAUAGCGCCUUCUAUUGCUCAUCACUCGGCGGCCACUUCAACGAUAUAUACCGCUACGGGCAACUCCGAAGCUGCUCCGACCACUGGAGCGACUUUUGGUUCUGUAUGCGCACAAAAAAUAGUCGGAGCGGCCAGGAAGUCAAGGAGCGCAUGGUGCAGGAUAGGUAUUGGGAGAAGGAAAUGGUGCUCAAGAGUGGGCCUAAUAGCGAAGAUAUCUGGCGUAAGAGGAAGCCAGGAGAAGAGGUUAGAGGGGCAUUUAGUAGGCCUGCUGAUGAGGUAUAAAAGCAGUGAUAUGAAUAUGGGAUUAUGUACGACAUACUGUAAGACUGGGUGCUGAAUUGCAAAGAGUUUGAUUGAUUGAUUAAGCCACGUUUACCAACCUAUCUAGAAACCUCAUACAUGAAACGUGAGGCAGUACAAUACUUACUUCUCUCUACUCGAAAUUUACAAAUGACUCCAAGCCCUUCUCGGAGG
Messenger RNA from Bipolaris sorokiniana ND90Pr, 983 nucleotides. RefSeq lists its product as uncharacterized. Bases 198 to 791 code for a protein of 197 amino acids. The transcript has a single exon. The record is from RefSeq and is a predicted model, not a curated record. NCBI's taxonomy places the organism in Eukaryota, Fungi, Ascomycota, Dothideomycetes, Pleosporales, Pleosporaceae.